AUGGCCUCUGCCACACAAGCACUCGCCCAUAACCUGAACGCCUCUGAGAGGACACACUUCGUGCUGGUUCCAAUGAUGGCACAGGGCCACACCAUCCCCAUGACUGACAUGGCAUACCUGCUAGCCAAGCAUGGCGCGCAGGUCAGCUUCAUCACCACACCACUGAACGCCUCCAGGAUCACAGGGUUCAUCGAUCACGCGGCGGCAGCAGGCCUCGCGAUCCAGUUUGUCAAGCUCCACUUCCCCGCCGUUGAGUUUGGCCUGCCUGAAGGAUGCGAGAACGCCGACAUGAUCAAAUCCACAGAUCUGUUCAAGAACUUCUUGGAUGCCUGCGCAGCGCUUCGGGAGCCACUCGUUGCAUACCUCAGUCAGCAACGCCAAUCUCCAAGCUGCAUCAUAUCAGACAUGAUGCACUGGUGGACAGGUGACAUCGCAAGGGAGUUUGGUAUCCCAAGGCUGACGUUUAAUGGCUUCUGCGGCUUCGCGUACCUUGCCAGGUACAUCAUUGUCCGCGACAACUUACUGGAACAAGUUGAAGAUGAGAAUGAGCUCAUUAGUUUCCCAGGAUUCCCUACGCUCCUUGAGUUGGCAAAGGCAAAAUGCCCUGGAAGUCGAUCUGUUCCUGGUCUGGAUCAAACCCGUAAGAACAUGUAUGAGGAAGAGAUGAGAUCCAGUGGUGUUGUCAUAAACAGCUUCCAAGAGCUGGAGGCUUUGUACAUCGAGUCCUUUGAGCAGAUUACAGGGAAGAAGGUUUGGACAGUGGGACCAAUGUGUCUGUGCAACCAGGACAGCAACACAAUGGCUGCAAGAGGAAACAAGGCCUCAAUGGAUGAGGCACAGUGCUUGCAAUGGCUUGAUUCCAUGAAUCCAGGCUCGGUGAUCUUUGUAAGCUUCGGCAGUAUGGUCUGCACUGCACCUCAGCAGCUUGUUGAGCUGGGACUAGGGCUGGAAUCAACCAACAAGCCGUUCAUCUGGGUGAUUAAAGCAGGAGAUAAGUUUCCAGAAGUUGAGGAAUGGCUCGCGGAUGGGUUCGAAGAACGAGUAAAGGACAGAGGCUUGAUCAUAAGGGGCUGGGCACCACAGGUAAUGAUCCUGUGGCACAAAUCUAUUGGAGGUUUCAUGACACACUGUGGGUGGAACUCAACAUUAGAGGGUAUCUGUGCAGGCGUGCCCUUGAUCACAUGGCCACACUUUGCAGAGCAGUUUGUGAACGAAAGGUUGGUGGUGGAUGUGCUGAAAACUGGGGUGGAGGUUGGAGUGAAAGCAGCGAUACAAUGGUGGGAUGAACAACAGGAGGCUACAGUGACAAGGGAUGCUGUGGAGACAGCUGUGUCCAAGUUGAUGGAUGAGGGGGAGGCUGCAGAGGAGAUGAGGAUGAGAGCAAAAGAAUUUGGUGUUAAGGCAAGGAAGGCUUUGGAAGAGGGAGGUUCUUCGUAUAAUAGUAUAGAUCUAUUGAUUCAUGAAAUGGGAAACCGGACAAACUAUAAUGCAUAA
Molecule: messenger RNA, 1494 nt
Organism: Miscanthus lutarioriparius
Lineage: Eukaryota; Viridiplantae; Streptophyta; Magnoliopsida; Poales; Poaceae
Source: the annotation of a GenBank genome assembly